This is a messenger RNA of Chiloscyllium plagiosum (whitespotted bambooshark), 699 nucleotides long. NCBI's taxonomy places the organism in Eukaryota, Metazoa, Chordata, Chondrichthyes, Orectolobiformes, Hemiscylliidae. The record is from RefSeq and is a predicted model, not a curated record.
GUUGCGCUGAUCUCAAGGUUCACGUGCAGGCCCUGGAGGACCGGCUCACCGUGCUGGAAAAUCACGAACAUGAGGAGGCCCAUGACCACCACGCUGCACUGUUCGCUGUCUCCUACUCGGAAGGUGAUAAUAUCACCAUGACGGGCGUCCCCUUCGUGUUUGACCAGGUUAUUCUGAACCGAGAGGAAGGCUACAACAGCACCACUGGAAUCUUCACCUGCCCCAUCCAAGGCGUCUACUCCUUCGUCUACUCCUCGUUCCCAGGCAAAGGGAUAGCGACCUCCGUCACCCUCAUGAAGAACAACGUCGAGGUCAGCUCCAUCUACAGCAACCUGCCGGAGGGCAGCACUCAGUUUUCUGAACGCACCGACCUGAUUUUCCUGGAGAAGGGGGACAAUGUGAGCGUGCAGCUCAAAAAAGGGGCCGUGCUGAGGCAGGCAGCCUCCCUGAACUUCCACGGAUACCGGGUCUCUGAUUAAUCCCUCCCCUCCCCUCCCCGAGGUGUAGCCCCCGCACACCCCUGCCCCUUUCCCCCCUCCAUUCUUCCCUUCACUCCCCCCCCCUCUUGCCUUGUGAGCUUCACUGUCGCCUGAGGUGGUCGGGUUUGCUCUGGGAGUAUCAGGCUCUGCCGGCGUGCGUGGGCCCGGGAAUGUUCGCUCGUGUUUCCCUGCUUCACGAAUAAAGGAAAGCUGCAUCGCA